This is a messenger RNA of Eriocheir sinensis (Chinese mitten crab), 3587 nucleotides long. RefSeq names its product GDP-fucose protein O-fucosyltransferase 2-like. Bases 365 to 1492 code for a protein of 375 amino acids. Gene Ontology annotation, molecular function: peptide-O-fucosyltransferase activity. The transcript is spliced from 10 exons. The record is from RefSeq and is a predicted model, not a curated record. Lineage: Eukaryota; Metazoa; Arthropoda; Malacostraca; Decapoda; Varunidae. Gene Ontology annotation, biological process: protein O-linked glycosylation via fucose.
CCCGCCCCCGCCUCCCUCCUGCCGCUGUUUGAAGGGCUCCCCACCAUGACUUACUUCAGCACGUGCCUCUGUAUGACUUUAUUAAUACUCGUGAGUGGCCAGAAAGACGAGUCCUGCGCUAGAGGGCAAGAAGAAGAAGCCAGAUUUCCUACAAGAAGACAUCACCAAACUACAGGAGUGGAGCAAAAAGUGGCUGCUACAAUUCUAUGAAGAAAAAUGUAAAGUCAUGCACCUUGAGAGGAGACAUCCACCAUAUCAAUACCACAUGGGAAACACUCCACUAUCCACCACGGAGGCAGAGAAAGACCUGGGAGUAUACCAUGUUCCAGGCUACCAGUGAAGAUAUCUCCUGUAUAAUGUCAACAUGGGUGAAGGCUUCAAUUUGCGCCGAGAUGUGUAUGUCCGAAUCUCCAACUUGGUCCGCAGGCUGAGUGAAAAGCAUAACUGGGUGUUGGUUCUUCCUCCUUGGGGCCGCUUCUACCACUGGUCCAACACCCACCCAGAAACAUAUUUCCCAUGGAAGAGUUUCUUUGAUAUACCAAGUCUUCAAAAGUGGAUACAAGUUAUGGAAUUUGAAGAUUUUUUAAAAGCCCAAGGAUCAAGAGUGGAUUCUGCUUACAUCCUACAACAUUAUGCUGAAGGAUGGAAAGAUGGCAAAUGGGAAGAGAAAUACGAUGAGAGACCAUGCAUUGAUAGACCAGCCUUCCAGCCCCAUGAGGGAGUCUGGCGAGGACAUGUGUGGGGCUCCCAGCUGGUGGCUCAGAGGUUUGCCUGUGUGUCUGUGCAAGGCCAUGCAUCAACCCUUAUUCAGCUGCUCACCAAGGAUGCUGGCAGUAGGGUUGUGUACAUAGGAAGAGCAGAAACUGUCCUACAUGAUGAGUACGGUGGAAAGUGGUACUGGCAGGCACGGAGGAGUAUGCGCUUUGCUAGCCAUCUGCGGGAGGAAGCUGCAGUGUUCAGGCUCAAGUAUCUAGGUUCUGAUGAUCCCCAGGAUGGCACUGAGUUGGCUCCUGACUGGAGGGACUCAAAGCCAAGACGAGGAAAAGCCAAAGGUGGUCCCUAUGUAGCUGUUCAUCUGAGAAGAAAGGAUUUUGUUUUUGCAAGAGGGAAGGAAGUACCCAGCUUGAAAAUGGCAGCAGAACAGAUCAAGCACCUUCUCAAGAAAGAAAAUCUAACCUCAGCUUUUAUUGCAACUGAUGCCCCACAUGAAGAGUUCGCAGAGCUGCAGCGUCUCCUUCCUUCUGCCCAUCUCCACCACUACACACCAGAGCCUCUAUUCCUGCAGCAGUGGGGAGAUGGAGGUGUGGCCAUUGUGGACCAGAUCAUUUGCUCCCAUGCCAGAUUCUUUGUUGGCUCUUACGAAUCCACAUUUUCGUUUCGAAUACAAGAGGAGCGGGAAAUUCUUGGGUUCCCUGAAGACACAACUUUCAACAGGCUAUGUGGAGAAAAUACCAAGUGUGAGCAGCCAGCCAGGUGGAGAAUAGCAUAUUAGGACUCCAACAUUUAUAUAAGUGAGUGGAAGGGACAAUAUUUGACUUAAGCAGUACAUAUUAAUUUCUUGAACAUUUUUACUGCUACUUGAAGGGAUUGAAAGUAUUUCCAGUAUUUCCAAUAGAGUUGUGAUCAAGGCCGUCCAUGGUUGGCUCUUUUAUUUGUUUAUGUACUAGUCCAAACUUUAUCCCAGUUCAUAAGUUUAUAAAAAAUGCAGCCUACAGCUUUUCGUCAUCCUGAUUGAGGCUCAGUGGCUUAGUGACCAGAGGCUUCAUUCAUUGUAAAUGGUAGCGACGGAGGCAGAGUUGGUGUCCAUUGCACAGGCUGGUUUGUACUCAUGUUACUUAAGUGCAUUUUGCUCCCUUCCUUGCCUCCUUUAAAAAGACAGUUUGGAGCCCCACCUCUCCUUCUGUAUGAAAUAUGGUCACUGAUGUUCACAAUAUGUCAACAUUCAUGGAAGUCAUUCCAACAUUCAUUGAGUUAUCACAAGGUGUAAACAAAGUUUGUUCUUUGGAGCUCAGUCCAGAAAGUGAAGCAGCAUUCCAUGGAAGUUUUAUUCAUCUGUAUUUGCAUCGUCUUCUAUUGCUCAAAGAGUUGUCUGGCUUGUGUUCACCCUUACAAUAAGCUACCUUAGUCCUUAUAGACCCUAAGAUGCACUCUUAGAAAGUCAUGAAGUCACAGUGUGUGAUCUCUUCAUUCAACACUGACUAAAUAACAUUACUCAUUAGAUUAAUCUAUUUUUAGUGCGGGUCAGUGAAUUACAAGUUAUUUUUCAUAAAUUGUAAAGCAAGUCGUUUCCUUAGUCUUUGUUAGUUGAACAUGAAAGGCAGUUGUUGAAGAAAUCUGAAGCAAGUGUUUGUUAGGGAGAGAAAAUGAAGUGAAGCUUCUGACAAAUUUGAAAUAGGAAAAAGGUGAAUGACUGGCUGUACAAAGGUCAGGUACUUUUGUGUAAAAAUGUUCUAAGAAUGCAAAAGUAGCUGUACUGGUUGGCUAUUUACCAUGUAAUGCUGAAGAUAUGUUGUGUAAAUGUGUGGGGAGCUAUAACUGAAAAGAUAAGUGAAGACCAAAUUAACAGUUUAGGAAAAUAGGAUCUCCAAGGAAACUAUGGUGGUGCACAGAGUUUUGCACUUACCUUGUGACACUGGAAGAAGUGUGUGAAACCUGAAUUUGUGAAAGUUAGGGCAUUGAUCCUCUGGGGAAAAGGGCAAUUGAUUCUGGGCACAUCCAUAGUAUGCCCCAGGGUGCAUGUACGGGGCAGUCUUCCAUUGAGAUAACGAAUAACAACUUAGUUGUGGCAUGUAAAAACAGCACCAGGACUAAAGGCUGAUGCUAUUUACAGCAAUAUCAACAAACAAAACCUGUGGUGCAAUAGUAAUGAGCAUUACAUGCUUGUUAUGGACUUGUGUUGAUGGAAAGAACCCUGCUGCUGCUGAUGAAAACUAGUCUCACUAUGUGCCAUAUUUGAAAACCAGGGCUGUUUGAUCUGCCACAAAUGUGUUCUAGCCUGUACUUAAGCAACACAUUGACAGACAAUGGUGUUAAUUGUCUUUUAUUGGCCAGUUAUAUGUUAUAUUGUAGAUGAAAUUAUAAUUAAGGAUUUAGGAAUAAGCUGAUUUCUGUCAACCUCCCCCUUUCUCCUACCACCUCACUUAUUCCCUUUCCUCCACCAGGGGAGAACAAAUGGAGAAAAAACACACGUGUCACUCAUGCCCUGCCGUCCUGCCUCUUGUGCAAUAUUCAUUUUGUCAUCAUGCUGCCCAAUUGCCCUCCUACAAGCUCCAGCAGACAAUUUGCCAAGUCUGCCAGGAAGAGCCUUACUACUAUCUAUUGGUAGAUGAAGGAUUGAGUGUGCUGAGAGGGGAUGUCACCCCCUGGAGAAAACAGGGUAUCAGAGAUAUAGAUUGAUAGCUAUUGCCUUAGAAUUUUAUAUUAUUACUUUUUUACUGAUAACAUAUUUGACCAGGAAUUUAAUCAUUGCAAUUCUAAACUAAAGUUAGAUGACAGUACUAACAGUGAACAAACAAAGGGCACAGAUGAAAACACUUUUAAUACCAAAUUCAUUAAUUAUGAAUUAUAAGAAUAAACUGUACGCUUCA